Molecule: messenger RNA, 6511 nt
Organism: Phyllostomus discolor (pale spear-nosed bat)
Lineage: Eukaryota; Metazoa; Chordata; Mammalia; Chiroptera; Phyllostomidae
Gene: OGFRL1
Product: opioid growth factor receptor like 1
Exons: 7
Coding region: 126-1508 (460 amino acids)
Cellular component (GO): membrane
Molecular function (GO): opioid growth factor receptor activity
Source: RefSeq, a predicted model, not a curated record
GGCGGCGGGCGCGCCGAGGCUGCCGCCCAGCGCCCUCCUAGCGGCCAUGCCCCGGCCCCAGUAACGCGCCUGCCGCAGCGCGCGUCCCGCAGCCUCGCCCCUCCGCGCCCGCUGCCGCCUCUUCAAUGGGCAACCUGCUCGGCGGAGUCAGCUUCCGCGAGCCCACCACCGUGGAGGACUGCGACUCCACCUGGCAGACGGACUCGGAGCCCGAGCCCGAGCCCGAGGAGCCGGGGCCCGGCGGCGGCGGCGGCGGCGAGGGCCCGGAGCAGGACCCCGAGCUGCCCGAGCUGCCCGCGCAGCCCCCCGAGCGAGCCGGCGGGCGUUCCCUCGCCAGCCCCACGCCGGAGGAGGACGCCGAGGCUGCGCGCGCGGAGCAGGGUGCUGAUUCCACUGAAGCAACUGCCAAACCAAAGAGAAGCUUUUAUGCUGCGAGGGAUUUGUACAAAUAUCGACACCAAUACCCACAGAACUUCAAAGAUAUCCGAUAUCAAAAUGACUUGAGCAAUCUUCGCUUUUAUAAGAAUAAAAUUCCAUUUAAGCCAGAUGGUGUUUACAUUGAAGAAGUUCUAAAUAAGUGGAAAGGAGAUUAUGAAAAGCUGGAGCACAACCACACUUACAUUCAAUGGCUUUUUCCCCUGAGAGAACAAGGCUUGAACUUUUAUGCUAAAGAACUAACUACAUAUGAAAUUGAGGAAUUCAAAAAAACAAAAGAAGCAAUUAGAAGAUUUCUCCUGGCUUAUAAAAUGAUGUUAGAAUUUUUUGGAAUAAAACUGAUUGAUAAAACUGGAAAUGUCGCUCGGGCUGUUAACUGGCAGGAAAGGUUUCAGCAUCUGAAUGAGUCCCAGCACAACUACUUAAGAAUCACCCGUAUUCUUAAAAGCCUUGGCGAGCUUGGAUAUGAAAGUUUUAAAUCUCCUCUUGUAAAAUUUAUUCUUCAUGAAGCUCUUGUGGAAAAUACUAUUCCCAAUAUUAAACAGAGCGCUCUGGAGUAUUUUGUUUAUACAAUUAGAGACAGAAGAGAAAGGAGAAAGCUCCUACGGUUUGCCCAGAAACAUUACACACCUUCAGAGAAUUUUAUCUGGGGGCCACCUCGGAAAGAAGAGUCAGAAGGAAGCAAAGCCCAGAAAAUGCCUUCCCCUCCCACCUCCAGUCAUAACAGUCAGACUUCUAUGCACAAAAAACCUAAGGACUCCAAAAAUUCCUCCUCAGCUGCUCCUGUAAAUAGCAAAACAGCCGAAGAAAAAAAAGUGGCACCUGGAGAGCCUGGAGAAGAGACAGACAGGCCCAGCGCGGAGCCCGGCCCUGAGGCUGCUGGGCUGAGGAGCGUGGAGAAGGAUGGGAACCCCGAAAACUCAAAUUCUCCACCAGAAAAAAUGACAAGCGAUCCCACAGAGGGAAAGCAGAGUGUACCGCCUCCUGAGGAAGGUGAAGAGGGUGGAAAUCAUGACAAAGACUGUGACAAUCCUGGAAGUACAGGUUCUCAGGAUGAGGUCCUGCCCCAGUGAAUUAUCAGAAACCCACCAACCAGGUUAGGUUGGGCAGGAGAAAGUUGCUGUGCAGCCUAUCCUAAUGAACAGAGGUCAUAUCUCACAUUUUAGCCAUCUGUUUGUGAUUUAUGUUGUAAGCAUUUCAUUGUGUGUUUUUUUUUUUAAUUUUGGAUGGCAAUAAGUUUAAUAAGAUGUUUCAAGAUAAAACCCAAUAAAUGUAUUCUGUAACACUUUUAGGAUGUGAGUUUACACAUUCUGUGUACAAGAAUUAUUUUGCAAUUAUUUUUAUGUAUCUGGAAAUAGUCAUGUAAUAUUGGUAAUACCAAAUAAAUUCCAUUGAGAGAUUACAGUCUACCUGAUGAAAACCAAGAUGAUAAUUUCAUUAUGUUGCUACACCUUUGACCGAUUUAUGGGUUAAUUAUUUUUAAGCUGGAAGAAUCUGGUCUUCUCAAAUGUAAUCAGAAAGUAAUUUGGAUUUUUUUUAUUACAACAGCUCAACAUGUUUAUUUUGACAUUCUGAUAGAUGAAAUGGAUAUCUUGGGGAAGCUAUGAUCCCUCCAGCCCAUUUGUCAGUCUUGCUGCCUUUUCCUGUUCCCCUCUCUGCACUCACCCUCCUCCACCAUCUUCAUCAGCCAGCACGUGCAUUCCUCCUGUGCAUUUGGGGAAGCUCCUAUAUUGAAAUUGAAAUGGAACAGAGGGGAACUUUUGACUGUAUGAUUUCAAAAAUUUGCUUUGCUUGAAACAAUAAAAUUGUUUUCUGUAUUAAGUGCUUAAUUUUUUUUUUGGAUGCAGAAAUCCAAGAAAAGAAUUUUGCCUUCUGUGACUGUUCCAUAUGAAUUUGGUACUUGUUUCUGAAUAUAAAUGACUAAAGAUUUAAAAAAUAAGAAAGGAUAUUAUUUAUUUUUAAAAGACAUAUCUCUUGCUCCUAAAGCAAGCAGAGCUCCUAAAGUGGUCCCUAAAACCCAGAAUAUCUUAGUGUUAUGUGGGUCUCUUUUAAAAGAAUUACAAUUUGUUGCUUCUCUAAGUUGGCAAACAUUGAAAUUGAGAACAGAUUUGAAAUUCCAUGUAUUUGGUUUUCAUAAGCACUUAAUGUGUUAAUACUGGUCAAGAGCAAAUAAUUUUAUUCUUGUAAUGUGUUAACUAAUUAUUAUUACACAUCAGGAAAAAUCAGAAACACUGUGGUGAGAACUUCAAAGCAUGCAUACACAUAUACUUAAAGCAAUGAAUAGGAAAGAAUUUUUUCAUUUUAUUUUAUUUAGAAAAAAAAUUGGCUUUUGUGUGUCUCUUAGGGGUUUGAGAAAAGUACUGUUUACCCCCCACCCCCGCCCAGGGAAUGUUUACUGUCCUAUUUAUUAAUCACAUCAUAUGUCAUCUUCUGUUAAAUUUAUUGGUCAGAGGAUUUUAAGCAGAGUAUUUCUGGAAAACAAACACACCCAUAGUAUGCCUUUAGAAAUAUGAUUUUAUUGCUUUGAAGUUUACAGGAAACAUCACAGUUGCUCAAACUUGGCUUUGUUUAUAUGAAUGUUAGUCAUGUUGUAUAUUAUAUUACAAUAAAUAUAGAAUAUUUGUCAUUUUUGCUUCCCCAAAUAUACCAGUUUUUGCUUUCUACCGUUUCAUGAAGUGAUCAUUAGGAUUUGGGGCAGCAGUUCUUUCCAUUUUUUUAAAAUGGAUUUCUGAUGUGGUGUUUGCUGUCGCACCAUCCCCACAGAGUUCAAUAAACAGCAUUGUAGGGUUAGGGGUGAGAACAGGGUGUCCCAUUUGGCUGAAUUUUAGAAAUAUGAUUAAUUCAAAACAUCUUACCAAUUUUGUACACAUGAUAAAGUGUUCAAACUGUUUUCUGAGUGCAUAAUGUUAAGAACUUGUGACCACAUAUUAAGAUAGUAAACAGUGGACAGAUAUUAAAAUAAAUGGCUAUCGUCUGAAUUACUUAGAAACUGUAAUAUAUCAGAACCCUUAGACAUAAAGCAUUUUAUUCAACAAUUUAACUUUGAGAAUAUUAUUCCUAAUUAGGGGUUUGAUUGGAUCAUGCCAUUUAAUUUGAGGACAUUUUGUCUUCAGGGAAAAACUGCCAGGCUUCCAUUUAAAACAGCGGCCUUUCCCUGCAACAUUGUUUUGUAAAUGCGUGCUCGUGUUACAGUGCGAUGCCCACACUUAACCUGUAAGUGACUUCUGAGAGGAUUAUUCAGGGGAGAGCAAGUGGCUGUUUUUCUUUUGCAGAUAAAAAUUUUGAGUGUCUAGAUUUUUUUCUAUUAAGAAUACUUUGUACAUUUAGUAGUUUUUAGAAUAAGAUCUAUAGAUAUGUAUUUAUGUGUGUCUUAGAUAUGAAAACAACCCUCUGGGUUUGACUCUGCUGUUUGGUAUCUUUAAAAACUACCAUAUGCUUACAGAAACUUACUGAGAAACUGUUAUAAAAAUGCAGUGAAGCAUGGCUAAAAGCUAGAAACAUUAUUGAGUCUUUGCAAAUAUAUAGACUUUCUUGUUGUACCAUGGACUGUGAGGAUACUAAAUAUUGGCUAUUGAUAGCAUACUAACUUGUACUUCAUGGCAAAUUGACAUUGUACCACUUGGUUAGUCUAGUGCAUUUCUAAUAUUUUGUGCUUUCAUAUCUCUAAGCAGAUAAUAUAUAUGAAAAUUUUGACAUUAAAAAGUGAUACAUAAUUAUGAGAUAUGUGUCAGUACAGUCAAGAUUUAUAACAUUAAGAAUAUUGUACCAUUAUAUAUGUUCAUGCUUGACCUCAUAAGAAAUUCAAAAGAAUCAUGGUAGAAGUGAAAAUAUGUCAGCUUUAUCUAAAUCAGGUUUAGUUCUCAGUUCAAAGACUUGGUAUAAUUUUAUUUUAAAUUUAGUUUUUGAAGACUACUUCUUAUCACCUUCAAGGAGAAAAUGAAACCUACAACUCAGAAGUUACUAGAGAAGUUCUAAGACAUGCUAGAAUCAUUUCAAAUGCAGGUGCAGUUGUAGACAAUGAUGGCCUGGGUUAACGUCUGAUCUAGAAAGUUAGGAGUGUACGUAUGUUGAGUUCUUUCCACUUGGAAUUCUGCAGUGUUUAUUACAUGAACAGAUUUGUGUGGGUAAUGUCUAGGGUGACAGUGAGUACUGCCCUGCCUCCUUCCCUGUUCUAAUUUCCAGCCCACCCAGCAGAUUGUGUUCAGGGACAGACUGUUUUUAGAAACCCCUUAUUACUGAAGUUAACACAGUUAUACAUGUGAAUGCCUGGAGAUGGCCAGAUGUGCCUUAGCUAAUGUAAAUGGUUUUCAUUCACAAGUUUAAACUUUCAUUCCAUUGUAGAAUCUUGCCACAAGGAACUUUCCAAAUCAUGAAUAUCAGUUACUUUAAUGAAAUUUACUUUGGUGCUUUUUCACUGUGAAGAAAUUUCCAUUUGUAACAGUAGCAUCAGUUCAUAAGGAAGUGUCCUUGCUACAUUGUUCAGCAAUAUAUUUGACAAAAGUGUUUAUAGUAAAAUGAUUAACUAUAUUGUUACAUUUACUUAUGCUUUUGCUUAAUUUUGCUACAUGCUAUAAUUUUCAAUUUAAAUAUCUCUCAGUUACUACAAGUAAUCUCUGGACUUGACUUCCUGUUCUUAGAUGCAGAUGAAUGCAGAAAAUGGAAGUCUACUAGAGAGAUUAUGGAAAAUUUUACUCCAGUAGGUAUUAGAGAAACCUGACAUUUAUUUUUAAAACUUUUAUGCUAUAGUCUUAUUAGAAACAUUUACAAAGCACUGUUUUUGCUUUUUUCCUAGAUGAGAGAGAAUGUUCUUUGUCAUUCCCUUUUUUCCUGAUCUGUUGAGAAGCUAAUAUUUUUUAGUUAUUUGCAGAAAGUAAGGAAAUAACUUCUUAAUAAGUUUGCUUUGUUUUAUGACCCAGACUAUGCAUGGAAGUAGAGUUCAUGGAGGAAGAGGCGUCUGAGAACCAGGCGGGCAUCUUGGGGAAGUGGAGCCAACCAGCACUAGGCAGCCAGCGGCCCCUCCAAUGGCUUGAUGGGUCCUCAGAGCUAACUCUGGAUAAUGAGGGUGUUGGGCCCUAUGAUCUCUGAAUUCUGAGGAAGGUGGGCCAACGUGGACUCCAUAUACCAUUAUGAUAAGCAUCAAUUUUAAUAAAAUAUCUGUUGUAAUUUAUUUGGUACCAUUUUGUAGUUUAGGAAAUUGUGAGCAAAUGGACACUUGCCCUAUAAAUUAUAGCUGUAUUUUUAUCCCUGUCUUGGGAAAUAGGUUAAAAUAUCAAUUCCACCUACACUUCCCCCAGUUUUUCAAUUAGAAAUUUUUGGGUUGUUCUUUCAUAGGUAUAUAUAAAAAUGUCUUUUCAUAAAGUGAUUCAGUGUACUUUAAAAAUGAGGUAAAAGGGAAAAGGCAUCGAUGCUCACUUGUUAUGCUAAAAGAUCUUUUCAAAAAAGUCAGAAACCUUAUGAAAAUAUUUUUAUUUUUAAAUUAUAAUGGAUUUGUGGAAUAGUUUACAUUACUAGAAUGAUUAAGUAAUAAGCUUUGGUCCUAAGAAGGGUUCAAGUUCUGCACUCCUUGGUCAAUGUGCAUUUUUCUUCAAUGCGGAAAGAUUUCCUUUCAUGUGAAGAAAAGGAAAAACACAAACUAAAACAAAAGAUUAGAAACAGUAACAAGAAACUCAUGACAAAAAUGUAUAACCAAUUAUAGGUUAGUGCAAGUGCCAGCAUUAUUGGAACCUGAUGAGUAUUCCACAGAAGCCUCACAGUGGGGCGGGCUCUCAGUGUCAGCAAUUUGUGCUGAGGCGACAAUGCACUGGCUUUGGAAACCAAAUCCCAUUAAUACUCUCCUGUGAACCAUGAAUUCCACCUACUCCACAGUAGGCUGACAGAAUUAAUCAAAUGAUCAGAUACCAAGUUUAAUUCCUUUGCUGGUGUGUAUGGAUAGUUGCUGGUUUUACAACAAAAAAUUAAAUUGAGGGACUGGCUGCAGAUAAGAGAGGAUUUAGUGAUAAGUUGUUGAUUGAUGAAGUAACUCUCUUAUACUGUCCAGAGUUGACAGCAUUCUAACAGUGUGGCAUCACAAUUACAA